Molecule: messenger RNA, 533 nt
Organism: Jaculus jaculus (lesser Egyptian jerboa)
Lineage: Eukaryota; Metazoa; Chordata; Mammalia; Rodentia; Dipodidae
Gene: Hbz
Product: hemoglobin subunit zeta
Exons: 3
Coding region: 32-460 (142 amino acids)
Biological process (GO): oxygen transport; hydrogen peroxide catabolic process
Cellular component (GO): hemoglobin complex; haptoglobin-hemoglobin complex; blood microparticle
Molecular function (GO): haptoglobin binding; peroxidase activity; heme binding
Source: RefSeq, a predicted model, not a curated record
UUCAGCACAAUCUCCAACCUUCACCAUCACCAUGUCUCUGAUCAAGAGUGAGAGAGCCAGCAUCAUGUCCAUUUGGGACAAGCUGGCUAUGCGUGCUGAAGCCAUUGGCACUGAGACCCUGGAAAGGCUAUUCGUCACUUACCCCCAGGCAAAGACGUACUUCCCGCACUUUGACCUGCACCAGGGGUCGCCGCAACUGCGUGCCCAUGGUACCAAGAUUGUGGCCGCGGUGGGCGACGCAGUCAAGAACAUCGAUAACAUGCAGGGCGCCCUGACCAAGCUAAGCGAGCUACAUGCCUACAUCCUGCGUGUGGACCCUGUGAACUUCAAGCUUCUGUCUCACUGUCUGCUGGUCACCCUGGCCGCACACUUCCCCGCCGACUUCACGCCUGAGGUCCAUGAAGCCUGGGACAAGUUCCUGUCCAUCCUGUCCUCCGUCCUGACCGAGAAGUACCGCUAAAAGUCGCCGCCAGGACUCCAAGGACGGGCUGCGAGCCCUCCCUCCCUUCCGCUUCCCCGAAUCCUUCCUGGAG